This is a messenger RNA of Fusarium verticillioides 7600, 4233 nucleotides long. RefSeq names its product AGC/PKA protein kinase. Gene Ontology annotation, molecular function: cAMP-dependent protein kinase activity; ATP binding. The transcript has 4 exons. Gene Ontology annotation, cellular component: nucleus; cAMP-dependent protein kinase complex. Gene Ontology annotation, biological process: peptidyl-serine phosphorylation. The record is from RefSeq and is a predicted model, not a curated record. NCBI's taxonomy places the organism in Eukaryota, Fungi, Ascomycota, Sordariomycetes, Hypocreales, Nectriaceae. The coding region runs from base 2019 to 3728 and encodes 569 amino acids.
CACAUCCUUUCUAGAUCUAAGUAGUAACUUCAACACAGGAAGCUCCCGUCGGCUCAUGGAUCGGAUAUCCACCCCGCCUUUGACUCGAGACAGUCCACUUUCUCUCUGGAUCUAACUUAGCAGUGACGCCAAGCGCCGAAUCUCGUCCAAUGUCGAGAUAGUAGUCUCAUCAGGUCUAUGCCUUACAGUACUUCAUUGUGCUGAGCUGUUCUUCUUUUCGCUGUAGCUCCUGAUGUCAGCUUUUGAAACACCCAAUAAACGGCCCGGAUACUACUUGUGUCUUUUGUCUUUGCUGAGCUCUCUCCCUUCCAUUCCAAUCUGACCUAGGUAGGUAGUUAGUGAGAUACCUCUCAUACAGGCCGCCAAACCCUCCCACCAGUCUCGACUUUUCCUCACUCAGCCCGUCAUGCUUGGAUCUACUCAAUCUACGUCUUGUUCCUUUCAUCUCACUUGAAUUUGAUCUUCUACAUAUUUCAUGUCCCUCCGUCAACGUCACCCUCAUCGUCAGCCAAUCCCACCUCAUUGCCUAACUCAAUUGUCGUCACUCGUGUACUAUUUGGUCUUGUGCACGCUACUACACGUCUCGCCCACUUUCACCCAAGUCUAUUAGAACUAUCGACAUCAUUGCAUUGCUCUCUAUGCUCUGACCCAGCCCGUGUCAUUCUUGCCAUCCUCGCGGCUGCUAUAAGCUACUAGUUACAUGCUAGAGCUGCAGCAGUUAACCAAUUGCCGCUAAAGAGAUAUCGUCUUGACAAGUUGGCGCCUCCUUUUGGACACGAAACGACACAAGGCACCGCAAGCGAGCUCACAAGAGGGAAGAAGCCCACGGCAAUAGCAACUCGCGGCAUCAUUUUGUGCCCAUCAGUAUCAGUACCAGCUCCCGCUCGUGUGCAAUCGUUGAUCCGAUCUGAAAGAGGGGCAACUUUCGUUGUGGGCGGAGCUCCAACCACUACAUCAUCACCAGCCUGCUUAAACCUUGUACCGUUACUAGCUUGCUUAAGGUGCCUUAUUCUGGCUUGCCCUGCCUUCACAAUCAUUCAUAUCACCUUCUCUUGUGCAAAAGUUUUGGUCACUCGCAAUUAGACGGGCUCAGUUUUGGCAUGGCUGUUUAAACGGCGAAAAAUCAAAGCCAAAAGCAUCUUUCAAGGCACGGGGUAUUCGUAUCCUAUCCCUCCACCUGUGCCAGCCACCAGAGAGCCAAGGAAUAGUAUCAGCCAUCCAAUUGCCGGCCUCGGGUGGAAUGCGCCAAGAGUUCAAAUCCUUUGUUCACUUACGAAACCAAAAAGAAGGAAAAAACAAAGCCCAGGUUCUCACCACCGAGCAUUGUCUUUAUUCUCACUGUCCUGUCCACGCAUGCUUGUUAAGCCCAUAGCCCUGGAUACCGUUGUUUACUACCUAACCUAACCUAACCUCUGAGCGAGCUGAAAGAGAGCUUCCCCACAGAAAGACAAGCCGAUCUUGAACAGACCAGACCGAGACCAGCACGUCACGUCAGCCUCCAGCCUCUCCCCACCAUUACGUUGCUGUACCUGAACUUGAAAGAGCUGCAAUUGCAAGGUUAGCUCGGGCUAGUAGGUUGCACCAGGCGAGCUCACUGACUUCUUGCUGGUCCAGGAGAAGCAAACGUGCUCAAAUCCCUCCAACUUUGCUGUUUCAUCCAUCUAUCCCUCUCUCUAUUAUCUCUUGCGUAUCUGUCAUCCUGUUGUCAAUCAAUCGGAGAGCUCUCAGUAAGGCAUAUUUCAACCGAUUAUCCCACAAUUGGAUCCAUCCACAUCCACCACAAGCCCACCACAAACCAAGCUGAGAAGCUGGGCUGGGUAAACUGACCUGUUCCGCUCCGUUCGAUCGAUCUGCACAGAGUGUUUCCUCAUCUUUGGGUCCAUUCUACCGUAACCACCACCACUCCUACACACUAACUACGACUACCUACCUUACCUACCUAUCUCAUCCCCUCCCCGCUUCCCGUCUCUUGCAAUUCUCUCCCCCCUCUCUUUCUGUCGUCACACUAUUACUACCCUAUGCCUUCACUGGGGUUUCUCAAGAAAAAGCGGACCAGAGAGGGCAACUCUGACCCUUCUGCUUCAAGUCCAACUAGUCCAGUUACUCCUACCACUUCCAGGUCCAAGUCCAUCUCCAAAGCUUUUCACCUGCCUCGAACAAGCAGGCAAUCCACCUCAGCACCAAAUUCCCAACCAACCAACGGCCAGAACCAGCAACAGCAGCAGCAGCCCGACCAGAUUCAGGAAGGUGCCGUGUCUCAAUCGAAUCAAUCCUCUGCGCCGAAUGAGCAGACGACAGCAGCUACGGGCGGACAACAACAAGAAGAUAUGAGCGCAAUUAACCUCCAUCAACCCUCAUACGGUGCGGGCAGUCCUAUGAAUCACGAUCAUCAAAACCUACCCAGCAUCAAUAACCUCAUCAACCCGCCCCAGCAGCAGCACAAUGCCCAGGGCAAUUCCUACAACAACGGCCAGACCAACCCGCAGUACCUAGCCGCCACGAUAGACAGCCAUCGACCGCAGACCGUCAGUCCCGGAACUGAUCCCGCAGCCCUCCAACAGCAGCAGCAGCAAGCUCUGCCACAGCCAAGUAUGCUUCCGCAACAGCAACAGUCGCAGGCGCAGCAACAACAUCAGCAGCCAUCUCAGCAGUUCCAACAACAGCAGAACCAGAGUCAGAAUCAAGCGCAACAGCAACAACAGUACCAACACCAGCCGCACCAUCAACAGAACGCUAGCACUGGUUCAGUCAUGCGCGUAACAAAAGGAAAAUACUCGUUGGGUGACUUCGAUAUCUUGAGGACGCUUGGAACUGGUAGCUUCGGUCGAGUACAUUUAGUCCAAUCGAAGCACAACCAGCGUUUCUAUGCGGUCAAGGUGCUCAAGAAGGCCCAGGUGGUCAAAAUGAAGCAAGUCGAACAUACCAAUGACGAACGCCGCAUGCUAGCUGACGUCAAACACCCUUUCCUUAUCACCCUCUGGGGCACGUUCCAGGACCCCAAGAACCUCUACAUGGUGAUGGAUUUUGUUGAAGGUGGAGAGCUGUUUUCACUUCUGAGGAAGUCGGGACGUUUUCCUAACCCCGUUGCCAAAUUCUACGCCGCCGAGGUCACUUUAGCCUUGGAAUACCUCCAUUCAAAGAACAUUAUAUACCGCGAUCUCAAGCCGGAAAAUUUGCUGCUCGAUCGGCAUGGCCAUCUGAAGAUCACAGAUUUCGGUUUCGCGAAGCGUGUGCCUGAUAAGACGUGGACUUUGUGUGGCACUCCGGAUUACCUAGCGCCUGAAGUGGUCUCUAACAAAGGCUACAACAAAUCCGUGGAUUGGUGGUCCCUGGGCAUCCUGAUAUACGAAAUGCUUUGCGGUUACACCCCCUUCUGGGAUAGUGGAUCUCCCAUGAAGAUCUACGAAAACAUUCUCAAGGGCAAAGUGAAAUAUCCGGCAUACGUCAACGCGGACGCUCAAAAUCUUCUUGAGCGUCUGAUCACAGCCGACCUCACAAAGCGAUUAGGUAAUCUCUACGGAGGCCCAGAUGACGUGAAGACCCAUCCUUGGUUCGCUGAAGUCACCUGGGAUCGAUUAGCCAGGAAGGACAUUGACGCACCUUACACGCCACCAGUCAAGGCGGGUGCUGGAGACGCCAGUCAAUUCGAUCGUUACCCUGAAGAUCCCGAGAAGUACGGAGUGGUUACGGCACCAGAUGAGUACGGUCACAUGUUUACGGAGUUUUAAGAAAGUGCUUGAGAGCGAGUUAUGGAUGCACUUUGUAUGAUUAGGUUGGAAACAAACCUCUCUGGGUGCAGUCAACUUUGGGUGGGCGUUCAUGCUGGUGCGCUUUCCUCUUGGAUAUGAGAUGCUGGAACUGUGUUAUUUGUCGUUGGUUCAUGUUUCACGCAAUUGCAGGAAAGGGUGAAUGAAAAAGACGGCUCCCGGGAAUCUCUGGUUGGAGAGUUGGUUGGCUGUUGGCUGUUGGUUGAUGAGCUCAGUUUGGAAAGCCAGGUGAACAUAGCCUAUGCAAGUAGCCCAGGCCACAGAAUACCUAGCCUUGAACAAAUAUCCGUACUACGGCAUCCUUAUACUCAAGUACCCAUAGUAUAUCUAGUCCGUCUUGGUGACCAAUUGAUGAAUAUGCGCAAUUCCAUCAAUAUUUUCAGUCUACCAACGUUGCUAUGACGUUUCCUUUAUAAUUCUUGUCAGAAGCUAUAGUAGAUAGAAUCCCCAGCUGAUAGAAAUUCUG